CUGGUGCGCGCUAUACGAUGUACAAGGAGGAGGCCAUUUGAUUGGCCUAUGCGGGAGGCCUAAUCCUCCUGGCAUCGGAUUAAGCAGGGCAGGCCCGCCUCGAAGCAACAGGCUGACACGUCACUUUACUCGCCACGCCCACAAGGAUACUGCUCCACUGCACAUAUGAGGUGAAAGUUUCCUUGAAUGUUGCUGACUAAACUUUCCUGGAUUUUUGUGGCAAGCGCGCCGACUAAUUCAGCAGAGAAAGACGACACACGGGGAUAAACAAGUUGGACCGACUUUCCCGUGCGCAAUACAGACAUGUCUCUGGCUGACCAAAGUCAGCAAUGGUUUCCGACGAGCGUACAGGUAACGGUACUCCAGGCGAAGAACCUGCGGAUCAAAGGCAAGAAUGGCACCAACGACGCGUACGCCAUCAUGCAGGUGGCCAAGGACAGGUUCUCCACGUCGGUGGCCGAGAAAUGCGUCGCGCCGAUGUGGAAAGAGGAGGCCACGUUCGACCUGCCGCUCUUUCACCAGAGUAACAAGGAGCGCUGUACCUUGUACGUCCAGGUCAUGCACAGGGCUCUGGUCGGAAUAGACAAGCUGCUCGGCCAGGCAGUGGUCAGUCUGCUUGAGCUGGAGCAAAACAAGGGCCGCAAUAAAACAGAAUGGUUCAAGCUGCUGGACAAGAGUGGCAAGCCAGACAAGGACCGUGGCGAGGUGCUGCUGGACAUCCAGUUCAUGAAGAACAACAUGACGGCCAGCAUGUUCGACCUGUCGGGACCGGAGAAGAGCCGCUCCCGCAUGGGCAAGCUGAAGGACAAGCUUCGGGGCAAGAAGAAGGAAGGGUUGUCCGACUCUGCAUCCGCGGUGGUGCCCUCUUUCACCCAGGUGGUGACAGACAGCGAGGGCGAGGGUGACGCGGACUCCAUCACCGGGUCCAUCACCUCCUCCACACCCAAGAAGAAGAAGAACAAGCUGAAGUCUCUGUUUGGGCACAAGUCCUCCAGCCUGCAGCGCGGCAUAUCCCAGUCCAUGUCCACGCUGGGGCCGCUUCCCGAGAGGGACUCCGCACUAGGCUCCAGCCGCUCCUCGGGCCUCAACGUCGAGUCUCCAGAAGUCAAAAAGAAGUUCAAGUUCCUGACCCACAAGCGCACGGGCAGCUCGGACAGCAAGUCCUCCCUGGGCUCUGGGGUCUUCUCCGGGAUGGGGAUGGGGCUGGGCCAUGGGAAGCAGCAUCAGCAGCAGCAGCAGCAGCAGGCUGGUGGUGCCGGUGGGACCCUGCCCAGCAACAUGUGCAUCAACGGCAGCCACGUGUACGCCGAGGAGGCCGAGCGGAAGCCCUCCCGAGCCAGCUCCACGUUCAGCCUGAGCAGCUCCGGACACGGGUCCAUGGAGGAGCUGCGCAGGACCAGCUCCGGCCAGAGUGGCAUCGCCUCCGUGGAGUCGUUCAGGUCACAUCUGCAGGCCGAGGAGGAGGAGGACGAGGAGGAAGAAGAGCUGGAGAAGGUGAUGAGGAAGAGCAGAGAGGAGGAAGAGGAGGAGCGUCUGGAAAAAGAGAGGGAGGAACGGGACAGGAGGAUGGCGCUGGAAGAGAGGGCCAGAAUGGAGAGAGAGGUGGAAGAGGAGAGGAGGAGGAAGGAGGAAGAGGAGAGAAGGAGAUUUGAAGAGGAGGAGGAGAGGAUUAGGAAAGAGGAGGAGGCAGAAAAAGAAAUGGAAAGGCUGAGAGAGGAAGAGAGGAAGCAAGCUGAGAAGGAACGAGAGAGACAAGAGCAGGAGAGAAGAAGACUAGAGGAAGAAGAGAGGAUGAGGCGGGAGGAGGAAGAGAGGGAGAGGGAAGAAGAGAGGCAGAGAAUUAAGGAGCACAGAAGAAAAGAAGAAGAGAGGAAGAGAAAGGAAGAGGAGGACGAAAGAGCCAGGCGUGAAGAAGAGAGGAGGAGAGAGGAGGAAGUACGCAAAAGAAUUGAACUAGAAGAAAGAGCUAAAAGAGAGGAGGAAAGGAGGAGAGAGGAAGACAAAAUGAGAGCAGAGGACGAAGACAGGGCUAGAAGAGCGGAGGAGAGAAGGAGAGCUGAAGAGGAGGAAAAGAUUCAAAGAGAAGAAGAGAGGAGGCGAGAAGAAGAAAGAAGGAUGUUUGAGGAGGAAGAAAGGACUAAAAAAGCUGAAGAGGAAGAAAGGAUUAGGAAAGAAGAGGAGAGAAAGAGAAUCGAAGAUGAGGAGAGGCUUAUGAGAGAGGAAGAGAGGAAAAGAGACGAGGAGAUGAGGAGAGCAGAGGAGGAAGAAAGGGUUAGGAAAGAAGAGGAAAAAAGGAGGGUUGAAGAGGAAGAAAAGACUAAAAGAGAAGAGGAGAGAAGGAGUGCUGAUGAAGAAGAAAAGCUCAGGAGACAAGAGGAGGAGAGAAGGAGGGUUGAGGAGGAAGAAAUAACUAGGAGAGAGGAGGAGAGAAGAAGAGCUGAGGAAGAAGAAAGGCUCAGAAGGGAGGAGGAGAGAAGAAGAGAAGAAGAGCGAAGGAGAGUUAAGGAGGAGGAGGAACAGGAAAGAAUCAGAAGAGAUGAGCAGAGGAGAACUGAGGAGGAGGAAAGAGAGAAGGAAGAGGCCAGAAGAUUUGAGGAGGAAGAAAAAAGAAUUCUGGAGCAGGAAAGAGAGAGGGUUCGGGGCGGAGGAGAGGAAAGAGAAACUGAAAGGCAAACGAUGGAGGAAACUAUGAAGAAAGAUGGAGGAGAGUCUGAAGAAGAAGAAGAAGAAGAGGGGGAGGAGGAGGAGAAUAGGGAAGAGGAAAGAAUCCGUGAGGAGAAGUUGAGGAAGGAGAGCGAGGAGAGAAAAAGAGCUGAGGAGGAGGAGGAGGAGAGAAGAAGGCUAGAACUAGAUGAACAGAUGAGGAGGGAAAGAGAAGAAAUGGAGAGAGCAGAGAAAGAGGAGAAGAGAAGACAGGAGGAGGAGAGGAUGAGAAUAGAGGAGGAGAAGAAGCGUGAGGAGAUGAGGAAAGAAGAGGAAAGGAAAAGGGCUGAGGAAGAGGAAGAGCGGUCCGGACAUGAACGCGAGAGGCAGAAAGAGGAGGAGACAUUGAGAGCGCAAGAGGAAGAGAGGAGAAGGAAGGCCGAGGAGGAAAGACGAAGGGAUGAUGAGGAGAGGGCUAGCAAGAGAAAGGAGGAUGAACUGAGGAGGGCGGAGGAAAGGCGCAGAGAUGAAGAGGAGAGGGCCAGGAUGAGGAUGGAGGACGAACUGAGGAGGGAAGAGGAACGAAAAACGAGAGAAGAAGAAAGAAAGGUGGCUGAAAGACAGGAGCGCAUGAAACGGGAAGAGGACGAGAGGAGGAGGAGGAGAGAGGAGGAACAGCAGAGGGGAGCGGGAGAGCAACAACAAGGCCGCAGGCUGCUGCGUGCGCAGGUGGCAUCUCCUGUGGCAUCGAACCCCUUUGAGGACCACCCCAUCUCCACCCCGCUGCAGGAAGAGGGCUGCGCCACCAAUCCCUUCGAGGAGUCCUCGGCCAAUCCCUUUGAGGAUUCCACUGACCCGUCCAAUCCCUUCGAGGAGGAGGGUUAUCAUCUUGACCAAUCCAAUAACUCCACCAAAGUGUCCACGGUCAGGCCAAGUUCGACUAGCGUAAGCAUUUCCCCUGCGGUCCCCUCGAACCCGUUUUUGACCUCUGACGAUGAAGAGGAGGAGGAGGAUGAUGAACCCGAGCAUGUGGCCAGUGUCACUAGUGAGGGUGUGGAAAACCUCCCAGGCACGGAAAUCCUUGCUGAUCGCGCUGAGAAGAAACGUCGCGCUCCGUCUCCUCCAAAGAAGACUCACGACCAUGAAGAUGCUGCAACAUUUGCUGCAUCUCGUUCACAGACCACCGGGGAACAACAACAACAACAACAACAACGAUCACCACCCCAAUCACCAACGAGAGGAAAGGAGGUCCAAAAAGCACCAGACUUGGCCACCCAGUCUCGCCGCCCAGCACCCCAGCCGCAGCUUCCCCCGAAGCAGACGGAGAAGGAGAAGGAGACUGGGACGACGAGGAGCUCCUCACCACCACCAUCCUCACCAUCCCGACUCGGGUCCGAGACUGCUACUUCAGAUAGCCAAUCAGAGACGAGUGCAAUGCCAGCCUCUCUGACCCGCUCCUCCUCCUCAGCCUCACAGGUGUUCCGGAGUGCUCUGCAGACUUACGGCAUCUCCUUGAAAGGGGGCAAGAAGAGCGACAAGGCCAAAGGUCAAAUGGCAAAGGUAGAAGGUUCUGGGGGUUUGAAGAACUCUGCGGGAAGUAGCAGCAGCAGCAGCAAACAAGUCGUGUCUUCCGCCAACGUCCAGACGAGUGCACCCACCAAUCCAUUCUUGGAGCCACACAAGUACAACAAAGGUCCAGCUCCCCAGCCAAAGGUGUCUAAGGACGCUAAGAAGACUGACCAGGAAGGCCCCGAACCGCCAAAGAAGAUUGUAAACAACCCUGAAGUAUCUCAGUGUCCCAAACUCCCUGGUGUGGAUUCUUCCAAAGAAGGCGACGUACCAAAUGAGAAGAGGACCAUUGCACCAGAUUCCACUGAAGAGAUUCAGUGUGAUGGCUCAGCAGCAGUUACAGAGUCUGUCCGUGUCACCACAGAUGUCCAUGAGCCUCUUGUCCAGGACGCCACCUCAAACAAAGAGUGCCCAGAGAGCUCCAAACGUAUGUCGGAGAAGAAAGUGCGCGCGCCCUUGCCACCACCACCAGCCAAAACGUCCAAAAUUCCAAUUCCAGCUAAUCCUGAUGUCACCUCGAUAGUUGGGAAGGCGACCCCAGAACAUGUCAACCUGACCAAGAACGUGAAGAGCCUUCAGGAGACCACUGCACCACCACCACCUGUCAAGUCCUCUAAAACACCAGAGAAGGACAAGGGUGUCUCCUCGACUUCCUCCUCUAAUGCACCAGCUCAAAAUGCGUUGUCGUUGGGGCACAGGGUUCAUCUCCCUUCCCGCGUAUCCGCUCCCUGUGGUGUCACCACAGCAAACGGACAUCUGGACAAUGCUGACAAAGCCGCCGAAACCACUUCAACGUCACGCAGCAGGCCACAUGCAGUGAAGCCUCUAAAUGCCCAGGAGUCGCCUACGGCCCCCGGCACCCACACCAGCAAGCAGUCGCCUACAGCCCCCAGCACCCAGACCAGGCAGAAACCGGCUCCCAGCACCCAGACCAAUCAGAAACCGGCUCCCAGCGGCAUGGUAGAGAGCGCACGCACCCGAGCACCUGCCACAAAGGGCCCGUAUUCCCAGUUGACUCAGGAGGAGCUGGUGGGCCUGGUGCUUCGUCAGCAGGAGCAGCUGGUGCAGCGCAGUUCCAAGAUCAGCCAGCUGGAGGAGUACAUCGACAACCUGGUGCUGCGCGUCAUGGAGGAGCAGCCGGCCAUCCUAAUGGCCCUCAAGGCACCUGGCAGGGACACCUGAGGGGACGACACACACACACUUAGAGAGACAUGCAGACACACACACACACACACACACACACACACACACACACACACACCUGCAUGGCCCUCGAGGGCACCUGAACAAAGAGCAAACACUUGCAGAGAAAAACUUAGAGACAGUCACACACUGUACACACACUGCUCACACACAAAUCGACAGUCACACAUUAUACACACACUGCUGAUACACAAAUAGACAGACAGACAGACAGACACAAACGUGCGCAUAUACACACAAAAUAGCCCUUAUGGACCCCAAGAAAGGCGCCUGAAAAAGCCCACAAUUAUGUACAUCACAGACAUGUACAGUACACACACACACACACACACACACACACACACACACACACACACACACACACACACACACACACACACACACACACACACACACAGUUUCUCCAACACAGACAGAAACACUCACCACACCUGCUGCUGGUGCAAUGGGAAUCCAUUGAAGUAUCUUCCUCUUACUUUGUGGCCAAAUAUGACGUGCACACAGGUUACACACACACACACACACACACACACACACACACACACACACACACACACACACACACACACACACACACACACACACACGAAUGUAGUGUUUUCAUGUCAAUUAGCUGGUCCUCUUUGGCGCCCCCUCAGAGGGCAAUGAAUAAAUACAUAAAACGAGCAGACGCGAACAAGCCUGAAUACUAUGUCAAUGUCAAUGGCUUCCAAAGUCACACUGGUAAUGCUAGCUAGAGUACUUUUGAGAAGGCACACACAACAUGACACAUGACAUCUUCUUAGCUGUGGCUGAAGUCUGCCCAAACUAUAUCCACCACCAGGGGUGAAUUUCUCGAAACCAAAGUUGCUUACUACAGUACAUUAGCUACUUCGUUGCUUUCAAUGCAUUUUCCCAUUGGCAACUACCGAAGUUGCUAACAGGCUAACAACUUCCCUUUUGAGAAACUCACCCCAGGCUUGUCACUGUUUGGAGGUCACUGUAUAAACCUGCCUCCUUUUUAGUAGUAACCUAAAGAGUCCCAUUCAGACCUCCCACACAGUAAAUUUGGCAGUGUUAAUUUAACACUUAGAGAGUGAGAUCAACACUGUGGGUGUUAUAUUUUACUCUGUGAGUGUUGACUUAAUACCAAAACAUCUGCUGUGCACUCCCAUUUGGUCCUUGCAAGGUCCAGCUAGAAACCCCUUGUAAAUCUCAUGGAAGACGUAUGGUAUGCACACAGAAUGGAAAAUAAAAAUGGCUGUAGAUAGAGUAGACUGAUGGUCUUUCUUGAAUGCACAAAUGGUAUGCAGGAGGGGGGUCCAAGUGCGGACUCUUUACAUGCACCGGACGGCCGCCGAGAAGCUGGUCCCAGUACUGCACAAUGUGACUGAUUGUUCUCUUUUCUUGUCCCAUGUUGUUGUUGUUGUCUUCUUUCUUUCUUGUCUUUUUUUUCUAUUUGACGGGUUCUGAAUGAUGUCGGUUUACAGCUGCCUACAAACACUAUAGCUGAGUGUCAACAGCCAGCGAAGGCCAUAUGCAAUACAUAUUGUAUGUCUUGCUUUAAUCAAUAUGUAUCCCUAGUCCGUUGAUUUUUUUUUCUCAUGUCUAUCUCUAGUCAAUGGAACAGUAGAAUAUUUUUCAUUCAUAGAGUUCUUGUGUGUGCCUUUCAUGAAUGUUUUGUUUGUUCAUCAGGCUGAUUCCUUGACUUGUUCUAAAAUGAAGGCUUGCACAAGAAACUUUUAGACGGUGAAGGCUGCCCUUGAGCUGAAGGGCGAGCUGGAGUUCUGUUGUAGCACUUGAAAUGUCUUAUGAAAUGCACUUUUUGAAAUCUUUCACCAGCCUUUCUCUGGCUGCUGUUUUUUUUGUCAUUGUAUAUUGCUACCGAAGGAUUGUGUUUCUAUUCAUUAAAAUCAAAGAACACUGUUACUGUAUGUUGUUGAAUGUUGUGAGAAAUGCAAAAAAAUAAAGGAAUAAAAAUAAUGUAUCCAUCCUUUA
Messenger RNA from Engraulis encrasicolus (European anchovy), 7392 nucleotides. RefSeq names its product RAB11 family interacting protein 1 (class I) b (gene rab11fip1b). The transcript is spliced from 7 exons. Gene Ontology annotation, cellular component: intracellular membrane-bounded organelle. The record is from RefSeq and is a predicted model, not a curated record. Bases 304 to 5394 code for a protein of 1696 amino acids. Lineage: Eukaryota; Metazoa; Chordata; Actinopteri; Clupeiformes; Engraulidae. Gene Ontology annotation, biological process: regulated exocytosis. Gene Ontology annotation, molecular function: small GTPase binding.